UUCCCGGCAUAAGCACCCUCGGACUCAAUUGUCACCGUCGUAAAGGAAAUAAUCUGUCGUUGUGCGUCACUCCAACUUUCCAAAUGGCACUCAACAAACUUGCAAUCGAUUCCGUGGACCUCUCAAACAAGCGAGUUCUAAUCAGGGUGGAUUUUAAUGUUCCCUUAAAGGAAAAAGAAAUUACCAACAAUCAAAGAAUCACUGCUGCACUGCCUACAAUUAAGUAUGCUCUGGAGAAAGGGGCCAAGUCAGUUGUGUUGAUGAGUCAUCUUGGAAGACCAGAUGGACAGAGAAAUGACAAAUAUUCUCUACAACCUGUGGCACAGGAGCUUGAAAAGCUUCUUGGAAAACCUAUCAAGUUCCUGUCAGAUUGUGUAGGCCCUGAUGUGGAGGCAGCAUGUGCAGACCCGGCCCCUGGUUCUAUCAUUCUCCUGGAAAACCUUCGCUUCCACUUGGAGGAAGAAGGGAAAGGAUUGGACAGCGAAGGCAAAAAGGUUAAGGCAGAGAAGGCAGACAUAGAGAAGUUCCGGAAGUCGUUGUCCUCACUGGGUGAUGUGUACGUCAAUGAUGCCUUCGGAACAGCUCACCGGGCCCACAGCUCUAUGGUGGGCUGUCAACAUGCUCAGCGGGCCUCUGGUUUUCUGCUGAAGAAGGAGCUACAGUACUUUGCUAAGGCCCUUGAUAAUCCAGUCAGGCCCUUCCUGGCUAUUCUUGGAGGUGCAAAGGUUGCGGACAAGAUUCAGCUGAUCGAGAACAUGUUGGAUAAAGUGAAUGAGAUGAUCAUUGGAGGAGGAAUGGCAUUUACCUUCCUGAAGAAACUCAAAGGAAUGGAGAUAGGAAAUUCCCUGUUUGACGAGGAAGGCUCUAACAUAGUGGGCAAACUGAUGGAGAAAGCAGAGAAGAAUGGGGUAAAAAUUCACCUGCCUACAGACUUCGUGACUGGCAGCAAGUUUGGGGAAGACGCUGAUGUGGGAACUGCCACUGUGGAAGCAGGCAUCCCUGCAGGAUGGAUGGGAUUGGACAUCGGUCCAGCAUCUACAGCCAAAUUUGCUGAGGUGGUGGGUAGGGCCAAGACCAUAGUGUGGAAUGGCCCUCCAGGUGUGUUUGAGUUUGAAAAGUUUGCCAGUGGUACCAAAGGUGUCAUGGAUGCAGUUGUGGCUGCCACACAGGCUGGGGCAACUUCUAUCAUCGGUGGGGGCGACACAGCAACAUGCUGUGCUAAGUACGAGACAGAGGACAAAGUGAGCCACGUCAGUACAGGAGGAGGAGCCAGUCUGGAGCUACUGGAGGGUAAAGUUUUGCCGGGUGUGGCCGCCCUAUCUGACGCCUGAAUCCUGGGGCCAGGCUUGGGAGGGAGAAGCAAGACGUGCCAUAUGUGUCGACUCUAGACUACACAUUUACUAACACUACUGUCCUGUUCAGUUCUCGGGACUGUAGAAAAGCAGCAGGAAUGGCCUUGCUCUAAAGCAUACACAGGUGAUCAUGAUUUUGAUAUGAUCACCAUUUCUGUUAGCGCCUAGUUCUUAGGGAGCAAGACAGUUGUGGCCUGUGUAAUUUUUACUCUCUGUGUUCUGUGUUGUAGAACUAUUUCAUUCCUUGUGCUUUCGCCAUAAGAAGUGGUUGUUUAUUUAUUUAUGAUGUAGAAAGAUGCUGCCAGAUAAAUUCCAAAAGUUUGAUGUUUGGCUCAAUGAACAGGUACCCCUAGAUCAUCCUGAAUGUGGUAAAAAGUUAAUCUAUUUACAAUACAUUUAAUUCAGAAUUUAUGGUAAAAACUGGAAAGUCAACCAAUGGAAAUGUUUAUAAUACAACAGCUCAGUAUUACUCUAUACAAAGUUGAACAAACAGCACACUGCAAACUUAACAUUUGUAGAUGUUUGUGUAUUCUUAAAGGCAUACAUUUUAUUAACAUUUCUGGUUUAUUAAUAAACUAUUUGCUCUUUCCAAUUUAUUGCUGUAAAAAGCUAUUGUUUUGCACUAAAUUUUUAUUAUUGUAAUUGGUAGUGAUAGUUUAGAUGGCAUAUUUAUGACAGGAUUUAACACCAUGAUAAUAUCCCAAGAUGCAGAGGAAAGAAAUUGUGAAUGCUCAUUAUGCAUCAGACAGACCAAUAUAUUUGUUGGUACAAAGUGCUCUCCCUUUAAAGGAGAAGUGCCCCGCCCCUCCCAACCACCCCCCACCCCUCCCCCCACCCCCCAUCCCACUCAGUCUCAGUACAGUCUCAUCAUGUUGAUGUGAAGGCAGCUGUGCUACAGUCGAGUGUUAAGUAGACCAGUUAACAACUGGGGCUGUUUGUUUAUGAUCAGUAGUGCUAUACAUAAUUACAUUGUACUUGUUAUUUUCUUGUCCAAUGAAAACAAGGGCUCAUCUGU
Liolophura sinensis is the source of this 2367-nucleotide messenger RNA. Its product is annotated as probable phosphoglycerate kinase. The transcript is spliced from 12 exons. The record is from RefSeq and is a predicted model, not a curated record. The coding region runs from base 84 to 1331 and encodes 415 amino acids. Gene Ontology annotation, biological process: gluconeogenesis; glycolytic process. NCBI's taxonomy places the organism in Eukaryota, Metazoa, Mollusca, Polyplacophora, Chitonida, Chitonidae. Gene Ontology annotation, molecular function: ADP binding; phosphoglycerate kinase activity; ATP binding. Gene Ontology annotation, cellular component: cytosol.